This is a messenger RNA of Eucalyptus grandis, 1698 nucleotides long. Its product is annotated as serine carboxypeptidase-like 40. The transcript is spliced from 7 exons. Bases 87 to 1577 code for a protein of 496 amino acids. Lineage: Eukaryota; Viridiplantae; Streptophyta; Magnoliopsida; Myrtales; Myrtaceae. Gene Ontology annotation, molecular function: serine-type carboxypeptidase activity. Gene Ontology annotation, biological process: proteolysis. Gene Ontology annotation, cellular component: vacuole. The record is from RefSeq and is a predicted model, not a curated record.
CCAAUUCAAGUAAAACCACCAAUAAACUCGCUCUCUCUCUCUCUCUCUCUCGUGGCUCAAAGAGGAAGAAGCUGAGAGCAAAGAGAAUGGAGAGAAACUCUAAAAUCCACUCUUCUCUUCUUCUUUUCUGUUUAUGUAUCUUGUCAGCCCUAGUUCAAAUCCAGGGAAGGAAGCAAGGAGAUGUUCUUGAUUCUCUGUACAAAGCGAAGUCGGAGAAAUCAAGGAUCGACACGAGCCUUUUUCAGGCAACCGAUCACCAUGGAAUUCUCAACUCAAGAAUUUAUAGUCAAGAAGGGCUGAGGGAGAAAGAUAGGAUCAAAAGGUUGCCUGGACAACCGUCGGUCAAAUUUGAUCACUACGGCGGAUAUGUCACCGUAAAUGAAUCGGCCGGUCGAGCAUUUUAUUAUUAUUUUGCUGAAGGGGUGAGAAAUAAGGAGUCGAUGCCGCUUCUUCUAUGGCUUAACGGAGGUCCCGGUUGCUCCUCCCUCGGCUAUGGAGCAAUGCAGGAACUCGGACCAUUCCGAGUCCACAGCGACGGGAAGACUCUUUACAAAAAUAAAUUUGCAUGGAAUAAUGCUGCGAACGUGUUGUUCCUAGAGUCUCCGGCUGGCGUCGGUUUUUCUUACUCUAACACGACGGCGGACUAUAGCUCGAGCGGAGACAGCGAAACAGCCGCGGACAAUUAUGUAUUCUUGCUAAAUUGGCUGGAGAGGUUUCCCGAGUAUAAGGACCGGGAUUUUUACAUUUCAGGCGAGAGCUACGCGGGUCAUUACGUGCCUCAGCUCGCUCACAACAUCCUAUCCAACAACAAGAGGGCGAACAAGACCCUUAUCAACCUCAAAGGGAUUAUAAUUGGAAAUGCAGUAAUCAACGACGAGACGGACCAGCGUGGGAUGUACGAGUACUUUGCUACGCAUGCAUUGAUAUCGGAUGAAACAGGGUUUGCGAUUCAAAAAUAUUGUGACUUCUCACCAAAUGCCACCAGUCAAGUAAGCCAGUGCCUUUCGGCCGCGCAGGAUGCGAGUGACGACGUUUCUGCCUUGGACAUUUACAAUAUCUACGCCCCUUUGUGCUUCUCUUCCAACCUUACAUCUCAUCCCAAGAAGACCAACAUCAUGGACUUAGACCCGUGUGGCGAUAUCUACGUGCAAGCGUACAUGAAUAGAGAAGAUGUGCAAGAGGAGCUUCAUGCUAACGUGACGAAGCUCGAUCACGACUGGGAAGGGUGCAGCAAUGUAAUCCAGGCCUGGGUAGAUAGCCCUUCCACCGUCCUCCCUCUCCUCCGGGAAUUCAUGUCCAGUGGACUCCGUGUUUGGGUGAUCAGUGGCGAUACGGAUGGAAGAGUGCCGGUGACUUCGACCAGGAGAUCCCUUAGCAAGAUGAAACUCCCGACGAAGAGUCCAUGGCGUCCUUGGUUCCUUGGGGGCGAGGUCGGAGGGUACGUGCAAGUGUACAAGGGAGACUUGACGUUUGCGACCGUGCGAGGAGCGGGGCAUCAGGUGCCAAGCUAUCAGCCCAAGAGAGCUCUCUCUCUCAUCUCCCACUUCCUUGCCGGCUCUCCACUCCCGUGGCAAUAGACACUUCAAGUGCUUGAAGAUGAUGAUACAAUGCUUGGGGACACAUGUAAUUGUUCAGUUAUUUACGAUUUGUACAACUCGAUUGAUUCUUGUUUAAUAAAGAAGUUGGUGCAGAGAAGAA